AUGCACUGCCACCACGCGUCCAGCUUCGACUCGAGCCCAGCACUUGACCCUUACCCCCGUUCGUGCAACAUGCGCGUGUCUCAGCUCGAAACCAGCGACAGCUUUCGUCGUCCAGUGGCAGGUCUGCAAUUCCAUCUCGGAGGUCGCAGUCCGCAGGCCCUUUGGAAUGGUAGGAAGCGCGAAGUCUCGAGCUCCAGGUCGCCCUUUAUCCGUUCCCAACAGCAGAUGCAGAACCUCUUUCUGGAACAAGUGCGGGACGAUCAGGAUGGUGAUGAUGACCAUAGGAUCCAAGACUCCGGGGCGGCGACAGUCGUGAAGCAGUCCAAGACGAACAGCGAACGGGGUCGCGCUUUUCGUGCGCGUCGCAGAAAGUACGAGAACGAGCUCGUAACGAUCGUCAACUCGCUGCGGCAGAAGGUGACGGACUUGGGCUUUCUUCGCAGUGCACGUGCUGACGGUGCGCUGCGCAGUCGCAACAGUCUUGAUGGCUCGCUCGUGCGGCUGGCACAAGAGUACUUUGCAUUGUUUGAGCGCGGGGUGCCGUCGGUUCGACGAGUCGGGCAGAAACGACCGGGAAUAUGUGCCGGUGAUUCAUAUUUGGACGGCAUCGUCUCUUGUGAGUCGUUUGUAAGGAAGCAAAAGGCGUUUUUGGAGAGCGCGAUGGACCCAGAGCUGCAGUUUGGUGGUGCAGUCGGACUAGACGUUCUUUUGGAUCAGUGGGAGAAAUACACGAGCUACCACUCGAGUUUGUAUGUCGAAGUCGUGAGUGUCCAAGUGUCGGGAGGUGAAGAGAACCCUAUUGUGACACUGCGUUCGAAGCUGCACGUGGUGCUCUCGCGUGCUACGUUUGACCAUGUUUUUCCGCAUGUGGCGGACAACGAAGACCUCGUCCGCAGGUUUAUCGGCAAAAAGGUCGUCUACCAUGGCGUCAACCACUUUCACUUCUCGCCGAAAGGACAGAUUUCGAUUUACGACUCGGACGUGGGCUUUGUGGACGCUUUGGUCCACGCUGGAGCUAGUAUCUCGGACAUCGCGUUGCUCAUGCAGCAUGCACGUAUUGCUGACGAGUACCGCCUGAAGGACGAUGACGAGAAUAGCAGCCAGAUGCAAGAGUAUGAGCAGGAGAAUCGAGAUGAUGCGAGUGAUUGCGCGACGGAUGUGGACAGCAGGGAUGAUGCCUUUUCACGAAGCAACGACAACAGCUACAGCCCGAACGCCGAGAGAACAAGUUUCCCGGAUCGCUUUGCCAUUGAUUUUAUUUUGUCGUAG
Peronospora matthiolae is the source of this 1269-nucleotide messenger RNA. The record is from the annotation of a GenBank genome assembly. NCBI's taxonomy places the organism in Eukaryota, Oomycota, Peronosporomycetes, Peronosporales, Peronosporaceae.